CUAGCGAAUCGAUUUUGCGGACGUAGCAGCAGGAUGCGGUGCGGUUUCGCGGCGAUCGAAUCCAAGGACGGCUGUCGUGCCCACAAAAUGUGUGCCUGAUUGCUGUGGGUGCCAAUGUUUAUUUUUACGGUUCUGUUCACCAGUGCGUAACCGAGUCGGAUCGCCGUUUUCCCAGUGCUCCAGGUCCUUCCGGUGUGUGUCUGUGUGUAUGUGUCUGCCGGUACACCAGCAAACGAAUAAGGAAUAAGUUCAAAUUUCGGGCCCCAACUUCAAUCGCGAAGAAGUCGCAAAAUUUUUCCAACCAUAUUUUGUGUUGUGAUGCUGAUUUGGGGCGCCGGGGCAUAAGGUGUGCGGGAACCGCGGAGAGCGCAGAGCGAGUGUGUCGGGCUGACUAGUGAACCGAGAGGUCCUUCGACACCACGCACAGCCCGUGCUCGGAUGUCGUCGCCGUAAACGUCAUCGGCUGCCUGGCCUGGUUCGCUGCCUGCAGGACUGGCUCUGCAGUGUUCGCCCCCUCUGUGGAGGCUCUCGGUCGCGGCCGCGGGCUUGUGGGGCUUGUGGUGGUGGCUUGUGUGGCGGCGCUGAAGGCUCGCUGUGUUCCGCACCCGCACACGCCGCGGGUGGCAAUCGAAAAGUGCUGAAGUAGAAAAAAUAUGGUGUGGCUAAGCGAAUCGCGAGCCGUAGUGAAUAAUUUACACAUUUCGCGUGAAGUAUGGAUAAAAGCUCUGCUCUUCGGACUGGUGCUGAGUGCGCAUGUGCUUGUUGUGACAUCGCAGCAGCAGCAUCAGCAGCAGCAGCAGCAGCAGCACCAGCAGCAGCAGCAACAGCAGCUUUUACCGACAAACCUGCCAUCUCCGCAGAAAAGAGCCGGUAACACUGCGGAAGGUGCGAAGGACCACUGCAACAAAACGAUCGACAUCGACGAGGACAUCUCAUCGCCGGAGGUGACCAACCUGAACCGUAACCGGCCCCUGACCUGUUGGUACCGGUUUCGCAGCUUUCGCGGAGCGCCCCGGGACCUGGUGCUACGGUUGAACUUCAAAAAGUUCAAAGUCGGAGCCCUUCUCAACGCGACACACUGCGAGGGUGGCUAUCUGCAGAUAGUGGAUGGCAACGCGAAAACCGAUGUGUCAAACCGUCGGGAACCGGGUCAAUUUUGCGGUGAAUCGGAGCAACCGCAAACGUUCAUCAGCGAAACAAGUGCCGUCAAAAUAGUCUUUCACACCGACAACUUUACCGACCAGACCUACUUCGCGUUCGAUUCCCGGCCCGAGCAGCAGAUGGAAGUGUUCAACCGGUACGGUCCGCACCCGGAGCUCUACCCGAACCGGCGGGGCGAAGUGGUCCAGGGGUCGUACUGUGAGCGCGAGUUUCGCGACUGCCGACUGCAGACGUGCUACGUGCAGUCGCCCGCCUACCCGGGCAUAUAUCCUCGGGCGCUCAAGUGUCGCUAUCGGUUGCACACGAGGCUCCCCUUCAUCAAGCUGUACAUCCAGAACGAGCAGUUCGCCGUCGAUGGCCAGAGGUGCGAAAACAUCAUGACGUGCCCGAUGAAGGAGAUCGGUUCCGGGUCCGAGCACUGCCCGUACGACUGGCUGGCGGUGUACGAUGGGCGCGACGAGCACGCACCCCCGAUCGGGAAGUUCUGCGGCAUGGGCAAGUUCCCGUUCAGCAUUAUCGGAACGUCGCAACACAUGUACGUCGAGUUCGUUUCAUCACCAGCGGGGCCACUGCUGAACACCGGGUUCCACUUCAACGUCGGCAACUGGCCCGGCCACGUGGAGACGGUCGGCACCAAGCACGGGGCCUGCGACUGGCUGCUCAGCUCGGAUGCGCUGCGCGCCACUAGUGCCUCGGAAGGGAUCUUCCUCAGUGUGGCCCACUGGUACCCACCGAACACGUCCUGCAGCUACCACAUACAGGGCAACGACGACGAGGUGGUGCGCCUUUACUUCCCCAGCUUUCGGAUCAAUCGCAUCGAGGCGCCCAUCAUCAAGCACGAGGAAGACUGCGCCGAAUCGCUCACGAUCUACGACGCCAACAACCCGGACCCGGCGCGGAUCAUCAAAACGUUCUGCGACACCUUCUCGCGGCCGAUGGAGAAGAUCGACUUCGUCAGCACGGGGCGCUCGCUGUACGUGAAGUUCCUCAGCAAGACCGGCUCGUACAGCGGGAGCUCCCUUUACUACUGGGCGCACUACGACUUCUUCAACAACACCCGGUUCGGUGAUCCGGUCCCGAACACGCUCUGUGACGAGGUGUUCUACGCGUGGAAGUACGGUCGGGGCGAACUGAAGUCACCCCGGAACACACUGAUCUACAAGCGGGCGUCCGGCAGUGACGUGCGCUGUCAGUACAAAUUCGUCACCGAUCGGCGACUGUUUUCGCGCGUGGUCGUUGAGGUUACGUCGGUCACGUUCAAGGAGGUGCCGUACUCGAUGAACGCCUGCACCCGGUGCCACGAGGAGCGCGUCGACAAGCUGAUCCUGUGGGAGGAGCGCGACAAGAGCCAGAACCGGUUGGCGUGCUUCUGUGAUAACAUUCCGCGCCCGGUGCGCAUUAUCUCGUCCGGUGACCAGAUGAACCUGGAGCUCAUCAUCCAAGGUCAGCACGCCACGACCAGCUACUUCAAGAACCCGAACACCCUGUUCGAAGCGAACUACGAAUUCGCGCACGGCCCAAUCUGUGGACCGAUCUCGUUGGGUCCUUCGCCGGACGGUGAGCUCGUGUUUCCGUACAAGAAUGCGCUCGGCUUCCAGCUGGCGGAGAACCGCCGGGAGAAGUGCAUCUGGGAGCUGAAGGUGGCCGCUCAGCGGGAUCUGUGGCUGCACCUGGACAAGGCUCGGUUCGCGGAGCGUAGCUGUGAGCACGGGCGUAUCGAGGUGUACCUGGCAGGACGGCUUGAGCCACGGUUUAUCAUCUGCCCGGAGAACGUGAGCCUGGCGCGGGAUCUUCCGAUCCUGUCGGCGGCCGAGCUGGGUGCGGUGGAGAACGAAAAUGAACCCCUGCCGGUGCUGAUCCAGUACACCGGGGACAGUGCGGUGGGCAAGAAUGCGUUCAAGUUCGUGUGGACCGAACUGUUCCAUCUACCUCGCAACGCGGACGGCACGCUGGCCACGUCCGCGAUGUUCAAGGACAGCUGCGACUUUUACUGCCCCGGCGAUCAGCACGUCUGCAUCCCGGAGUAUCUGCUGUGCAAUGGGGCACUGAACUGCCCGAACGUGACCGGGUUGCGGGUGGUCGAGAGUAACAUCGACAAGAACUACGAGUACAUCGAGGAGAACUACCUGCGGACGGGGCUGUUCGACAAGGAGUUCCUGCUGAACAUCGAGUACCUGACGGACGAGUCGCCGGAACUGUGCCGCACGAAGUAUAUCCCCACGGGCGCUGGCGGGACGGGCCACGUCGAGCUGCCGGAAGUCGUCGAGUGCUUCCAGUUCCCGGUGGUCCAGAUGGUGCUGGCCGCCCUCGUCGUCAGCACGCUCAUCAUUCUGGCCUUCGUCAUCUACUGCCGGCUGUACGGCCAGAAGUACUACGAAUGAGAGGAACCACACUAGCGCUGGCUGUAGCGUUCCGCGGCCCGCCAUACCGCCGUAGUCCUUCUCUGAUGCGGUCCUCCCCGAAGCUACGUUUCGGUUGGGUACGGGUUGGAUCCACCGGGGCCCACCAUCAUUUAUCGAUCGGAGACGCAACGACGCGAGCGAGCUUAUUGCGGGUUGCGCAAAACUACAUAGAACCAUAGAGGAGCAUUAGAGUGCGGUAGAGAUUUCAACACCCCGAUCCAGGCCGAGGCCGGGGUCCAGUCGAGUGCACUUGCUAGAGUUGCUAGAGACAGUGAACUGCACCACGACGUUGCCACACUAGCCACUAGUGACGUUAGUUCCUUUGCUGACCUUUCGUUUUAGUAAUCAGUUAGAAAAGACAAACAGCUCACAGAAACCCAACACAGCACACUAGUCCGUUAGUUGCACCUCGAACUUUUGAUUGGGUUUUCUGACUUUGUUCCAACUGUGACUGUCAAGUUGCCCUCAUAAUGACGCCAGCGGGCAGUUGUUAUGCUCUAAUCACCCCAACAAAUUGUGAUCUUGAGCCUCUGUGUCAUUUUGAGUUUAUCUGACCGACCGACCGACCGACCGAGUGGAGCAACUGGUCUUCACUGGAAAACUGAAAACGUUUAACUAGCAGCAGACCUUUGCACAACUUGUACAUAGACAUUGCCAACUAAUGCCAACCAACCGUAAACCGAUCAGCACACCAGCAAAAAUGAGUUCCGGGCAGGGCGAAUAGGAUGAAACAAAAUAAAUAAAUUUAAAACAAAACAAAACACACAAUUUAAAGCAAAUGAAAGUAGCGAAAAACCACAAACCUAGGGAAAUUAAUGAAUCAAUUUCAAUUACUCUAUAUACACACCCGAGCGGGCAGACAGAGCGCGCAGACGGGUUGCGUUGCGUGGUCAACGGGAGGAACAAACGACGCGAAAAGAAAAUGUUAUUAAAUUUAAAAUGUAGUAAUUGUGUGAGACGGAGCUCCGUUGUCGGGUGAUCGGGUGAUCAAUAAAGAGAAACAGCAC
Molecule: messenger RNA, 4570 nt
Organism: Anopheles bellator
Lineage: Eukaryota; Metazoa; Arthropoda; Insecta; Diptera; Culicidae
Exons: 8
Coding region: 654-3542 (962 amino acids)
Cellular component (GO): plasma membrane
Source: RefSeq, a predicted model, not a curated record